This is a messenger RNA of Magallana angulata, 1513 nucleotides long. RefSeq lists its product as uncharacterized. The record is from RefSeq and is a predicted model, not a curated record. The transcript has a single exon. Lineage: Eukaryota; Metazoa; Mollusca; Bivalvia; Ostreida; Ostreidae. Bases 872 to 1513 code for a protein of 213 amino acids.
UUAUAGUUGAGGAAGUUGUUGUACGAUAUGGAACACCCUCAAUCAUCCAUUCUGACCAGGGUCGCCAGUACGAGAGCGAACUGUUCUCCGAGAUGUGUCAUGUCUUACAUAUAAAGAAGACACGUACCACCCCUUACCACCCACAAAGUGAUGGGAUGGUGGAACGUUUUAAUAAGACACUUGUGACGAUGCUUAGUGCCUACGUAAAUGAUCACCAUUCUGACUGGGAUAGGUUUUUACCUUAUGUCAUGAUGGCAUACAGAUCAUCAGUACAUGAGACCACAGGGUUCACACCAAACCUCAUGAUGCUUGGUAGAGAGGUGACUACACCGCUGGACAUUAUGUACGAGAUGCCAACGGAAGUUAAAUAUAUUCCAAGCAACAAGUGGGCAUGGCAACUCAAAGAGACAAUGGAGGAGGCUCACAAGUAUGUCAGAGAGAAUAUAAACACAGCUAUGGUGAGACAGAAAAGGUACCACGACCAGAAACUAUCAUGGCAAAAGUUCAAGCCAGACGAUCAAGUUUAUGUUUACUUUCCUAUCAGAAAGGUCGGAAGAUCCCCGAAGUUCACUAGUUACUGGCAAGGUCCAUUUAAAGUACUCAGAAAACUGACAGACUUAACCUACAAGGUUGAUUGUGGACAACGUGGCAAACCACAGGUUGUGCAUGUUGACAGGUUACGACUAAAGCGUGAUCAGGUAUUAAGAGAAGAGGUUGUUGAAGAGGCUAGUUCUCACGUAGAAACUAACCUAUCUGCUACAAGCAACGUCAAGGCGGAUGUUAUAAGCGAUGAAGGGUCUGAAACAGAUGAGGUUGACAAUGAUGUUAAUUUGGGUGCAACGGGUAGUUCUAGAAUUAGAAGACAGCCUAAAUGGCUGCAAGAUUAUGUCCAGUGGUAAAUUGUCUUUACAACAUGUUUUUUUUCUGUUGUAGAGAAAUGGCGAAGACGAAGACUACCAGUGCAGAACAGCUGAAGAAAUGUCCAUUCUGUUCCUUUAAAAGUAGAAGUCACUCGGAAUGGAAAGACCACAUGGCCGAUUGUUAUGAAACCAGACACUUUUGUAGACGAUGUGAUUAUUCGACGGACAAGAAAGUCAACUACAUCCGGCAUCUAAAGAGAAACCAUCCAGACGAAGUUGAGAAAGGUCAAGGCAGCCAACAGUCUGAUAAUGCAGAGGGUAUUAAAUCCAGUGAAGAUAGUUUAUCUAGAGAUCUCCACGAGGACGAGUCUUCAGAUGAAGAGGAGUGGCUCUCACAGGAACCCGACAUAACCAUUGACGAAGAACCGGGUACCAGUGGACCUUCACCCUGUGAGAAAGCCGUCGACCCUACUGUUAGAAAGAGGACUCAACCCAUGCCCGUGUAUACACCUGACCGUUGUAAGACACCGAGGCUGAUGACCCCACGUGCAAAGUUGCAGAUAAGGCUGUUCAGACAGAUCCAGUUGUAUAUACCAAGUCGAUCAAGACAACAACCAUUGUCCGGGAGCACGGACGCAAGACAAUCACUGUGA